AUGUAUGGAGGAUUAGGUCAUAAUGUUGUUCAGUGCAAGAGCACGGGUAUAAAGUGUUUCAAGUGUGGGGAGCAGGGACAUUAUGAUGACGAGUGCAAGAGUAUUGCUCUGAAUUGUUAUAACUGUGGAGAACCAUGUCAUAUUAAUAAACAAAUUUAUAAGCCAAAUAAAUUUCCAUAUGCUGCGAGAGCUAGUGGAAGAGUGUUUGCCCUCAGUGGUGUGGAUGUCUCGAGAUCGGAUAAUUUGAUUCGAGGUGCAUGUUUCAUUAAUGAUGUAUCUCUGAUUGCUAUCAUUGAUACAUGUGCGAUAUAUUUGUUCAUAUAUCUUGACUGUGUUAAUAAGUUAAACCUUAAAGUGUCUUCUAUGAUUGGUAGUAUGGUCAUUGAUACCCCAACUAAUGGUUCGAUGACUACUAUGUUGUUAAAACUAAACCAUGUCCAUAUCAACCGUUUUGACAAGACGGUGUUGUUUCUUGAGCUCGGAGAGAGUAUAGAUUCGAGAUUCAUGUAUGUCGGACAGGUAGAGAUGUCCUUGAAAGAGAGUUCUCAACUUCUCUUGAUGUUCACCUCCUUGAGAGUGGAAGAAGAAGCUAUGAUUAUUGAUCUUUCAGUUGUGUGUGAGUUUCCAGAUGUGUUCCCAAACAACAUUAGUGAUUUACCACAAGAAAGAGAAGUUGAGUUCGCCAUAGAUUUAGUACCUGGUACUAGACCUGUGUCAAUGGUGUCGUAUAGGAUGUAUGUGUUGUGGGGAGCAUUAAUGUUCUUAGUUAAGAAGAAAGAUGGUAGCAUGAGUUUAUGCUUUGAUUAUCCACCUUUAAAUAAAGUUACUAUUAAAAACAAGUAUCAUAUUCCUAGAAUUGACGACCCUAUGGAUCAGUUGGUUGGGACUUGCGUGGUUAACAAGAUUGAUUUAAAUCAGGUUAUCAUCAGAUUCUAG
Lathyrus oleraceus (garden pea) is the source of this 936-nucleotide messenger RNA. RefSeq lists its product as uncharacterized. NCBI's taxonomy places the organism in Eukaryota, Viridiplantae, Streptophyta, Magnoliopsida, Fabales, Fabaceae. Gene Ontology annotation, molecular function: zinc ion binding; nucleic acid binding. The transcript has 2 exons. The record is from RefSeq and is a predicted model, not a curated record. The coding region runs from base 1 to 936 and encodes 311 amino acids.